AUGGCGCCGUGGUUUGCACUAUUCGAGGCCUGGGCUGUCGCAAAACUGAUCCGAUCACCGGGGUUUAAUCGAGCUGUGCAAAAAGCAUAUCGUAAGAUCAAUAGGCUACCGGAUUUUGAGCAGAAGAAUGGAGGAGGAAGAACCGGUCCCUCAGCCCUCGACCACUUUAAAGAUGAGCUGAAAACGCAACUCCGAGAGCUCACCUGGCAAAAGCGCCCCCCGAAAUGA
Molecule: messenger RNA, 228 nt
Organism: Cucurbitaria berberidis CBS 394.84
Lineage: Eukaryota; Fungi; Ascomycota; Dothideomycetes; Pleosporales; Cucurbitariaceae
Exons: 4
Coding region: 1-228 (75 amino acids)
Source: RefSeq, a predicted model, not a curated record